Molecule: messenger RNA, 1313 nt
Organism: Saccostrea cuccullata (small rock oyster)
Lineage: Eukaryota; Metazoa; Mollusca; Bivalvia; Ostreida; Ostreidae
Product: F-actin-monooxygenase MICAL3-like
Exons: 7
Coding region: 29-1288 (419 amino acids)
Source: RefSeq, a predicted model, not a curated record
CAGAGAGAAGGCAAGACAGAGGGCCAGAAUGAAGAGUGAUGAGGAACUAGGGAUAAAGAAUGUAGCAUAUACACCCAAGGUCAAAGGACUUUUGAAGCGGAGUACCUCAAAUACACCAAGUACAAGUGACUUUAUCUCUGACAGUGAUGAUCCCAGUAAAGUGUUACACUCCACCCCAGUGGAGAAAGCAGAAGUGCCAAAACCAGAAAUCAAAUCCAGUGGGAAGACAAAAAAGAGUAAAAAGAAGAGCAUGGACCUAGAUUUGACUCUGUCUGAGAAGUCAGAUGGUGACACGAGUAAAGAGAAAAUCAAGAAAAAGAAAUCCCUGCUUCAAAUUCUGAAGCCUGGGAAGGACAAGUCUCCUAAAGACCUGAAGGACAAGCGAUCUUCGUCCAAUGACACUCUGGAGGAAAAAACUCCAAAGAAGAAGAAGAAAACUCCAAAGUCUGACAAGAAGAAGAAGAAAAUGAUGUCAGAAUCAGGAAUGGAAAAGUUGGAUAAGGGUCUGAGUGAACUUAAUUUACAGGGAAUGAAGGAGAGAUUUACUCUUGAGAAGAGACACACACCAACCCGGAGGUAUGCUGUCAGGAAGACGAUACCACCCAAAGCUGAUCUGGAUGAGUUUUCAGACUCGGAUGACAGUAAAAUGGACACACUGAAAAAGUCAAAGGAUCGUCGUACCAUGUCUGAGGAUGAACUGAACUAUCGUAUUGCUAAACGUGUACAAUCAGCAGCCAGGAAACACAUGAAGCAGCAGGAGCAGAAGAGACUGAGAAUGGCACAGGAAAUCCAACGACAGCUGGAGGAGGUGGACGUCAAACAGAAGGAGCUGGAGGAAAGAGGGGUCAUUGUAGAACGGGCACUCAGAGGGGAGGGACAAGAUGCUGGUAAAGAGGAGUCUGAACUCAUGCAGGAAUGGUUCACUCUGGUGUACGAGAAGAAUGCUCUAGUGAGAUACGAGUCUGAGCUCAUGGUCAAUGCCCAGUACAUGGAGUUGGAGGACAGACACGGUCGACUGGAGCAGGAACUCAGAGAAAAGAUGUCCGUAGACAAUUCUGAGAAAACCCCAGCACAAGCGGCUGAAGAAAAACGAAUCCUCGAUGAACUUUUGGAGGUCGUCGAGGAAAGGGAUAAAUUAGUAGCUAUGUUAGAGGAAGAAAGAGUCAGAGAGCGAGAAGAAGACCGAGACUUAGAGGCCAUCAUGAACGCCAAGGGGUACAGCCUCGCCCCCACCGACUACGCCCAGAAAAUCAAAUUCUCCUCCAAAGUCUUCCCCCUCUCCUGCUAAAGAUACCCUCAUGUCACAGUCAGCU